GUCUUUACGUCGGCGUCCUCGCUUAGAGGAGCCAUGUUGUUAUUUCGGCAAAGUAUAGUAGGGAUGAGAAGCGGGCGUUUGACGUGGAGUUAGAAGAGUGUUCAUGUUUCCGAGUUUGUGUUUUUUUUCUUUUCUUAACUGAAGGCAGUUUUCAGUACCCUGAAAUACAGAUGGUAAAGAACAAGUUCCGCUGUUUAACAGAAGGGUAAAGAAAGAGGCCGCCUUUACAACAGUUCAUUUUCCUGAUCAGCAAAGCAGAGUUUGAAGUCUGUCUCUAUAGGGAACAGAAGAUGGUUGAUCGACUUGCUAACAGUGAAGCAAAUUCAAAACGUAUUGCGGUUGUGGAGGGCUGCUUUGGAGCAGCAGGUCAGCCACUGGCUAUUCCUGGUCGAGUUCUCAUUGGAGAAGGCGUUCUUACAAAACUCUGUCGAAAGAAACCAAAAGCCAGGCAGUUUUUUCUCUUUAAUGAUAUCCUUGUCUAUGGCAAUAUAGUCAUUCAGAAAAAGAAGUACAACAAGCAGCACAUAAUACCACUUGAAAAUGUAACAAUUGAUUCAAUUAAGGACGAAGGAGAUCUGCGUAAUGGAUGGCUUAUAAAAACACCAACAAAAUCUUUUGCUGUAUACGCUGCUACUGCCACAGAGAAAUCUGAAUGGAUGAAUCAUAUUAGCAAGUGUGUGACUGAUCUACUUGAAAAAAGUGGAAAAGCACCCAAUAAUGAACAUGCUGCCGUGUGGGUACCUGACUCAGAAGCUUCGGUGUGCAUGCGCUGUCAGAAAAUAAAGUUUACUCCAGUGAACCGGCGCCAUCAUUGCCGUAAAUGUGGCUUUGUUGUAUGUGGGCCUUGCUCUGAGAAGAAAUUCCUCCUUCCUAGCCAGUCGUCCAAGCCAGUACGUGUUUGCGACUUUUGCUAUCAUCAGCUCUCCAGUGGGCAGUUGAGUGCAAGCCUACCGACAAGAUCAGACUCUUACAGCAGAGCUUCAAAAUUUUCAACAAAUAAUAUGUCUGAUGAUGACGACGAUGAUGACAGCAGUGACUGAAGAAAGUUGCCUUAUUCUAAUAUUUAGAAUAUUAACGUCUGGGUGUUAAGAGGUUGAAGUGUCAGAAUAAGGAGGAUGGUGCUUUGAAAAAUCGUGUUUUGCUUAAUUCUGUAAUUUAAUGAUAGUUGUUCCAAAAAUGAAUGACUUCAGCCCAUAUUUUACAGAUUUUUGCAAUGUUUGUAUUUUAUCCCACAUAAGAUGCUAAAAGUUAAUUCUCCAUAUUCUCCUUUUUUUUAAUUUUGGAGGGAAUAGGAAUCUUGCUGCUUUAUCUCCGAGUUCCAUGAAGGUUGUCACUACAUGCAAGGUGUAUACAAGCCUAUAAGUAACUUUUUCAGAGCUACAUGCUGAUUUCGUCCUCUGGUUUAUAUCAAGCUGCUUAUUGACAAUAGAAAGAUUAAAGGUAUUUUCUGAGAAUAUUUUAUAUCUAUGUAUGUCAAUCCAUGAUUCUCAAAGAAAGGCAUGUGCCUCAAAGCUGACCUUUUUAAAACUUGACUUUUCUGCAGGGAUAUGUGAACUCUUCUUCCAGAGGCACAUUGCGAUGUAUCAGGUGAAUUAAAAUUGGCGGUUUUGGGUACAGUUCCGCCGGUUGUUUCCAGAGCAGUAUUUGAAGCUCUCUUCACAGAUUAUGCAAAAUAAAGGCCAUUUCUAGUCUAUUUCCAUGUUACCAUUGCUGAAUAUGAGGUCUUUUGCUUUUGAAAGUGAAAUCUUAUGUUUUCUAGUGUUGCUGAUGACAAAUCAGGUCAAAUAUUUUCUAUUUGUAAACUUAAAAACUAUUUUAUAUACAGUAAGAAAAUCUACUUUUUACUAUAACUUUGGAAAGUUUCUUCCUUUUUAUAUAAGGCCUUAUCAACUAGAAAGUGCCUUAAUGAGACAACUCUAAAGCAGGAAUUGCACAUGCGUCUACAUGACACACACAAAAGGUGGUAUUGCAUGAAAAAGUUUGGUAUUAAAUAAAGACAUAUACACGCAGUAAAUCUGAACUUUAUUUCCCUCUAAUCAUCACCUUGCAAGUAGGGAAUGACAGCUUUGCAUUGUCUUCUGUUGCGAUUUUCUUCUUUUUAUCCUCCUUCCAAACCCUCUUCUGCUUAUUCUGAUUGCAUGAAUGGUUGUGAAUGACAGUCUUUUUUUUUUUAUUUACCAGAGACUUUUUUUUUUUUUAAACUAGGAAAAAAUAAAGCAAACUAGAUAGACAUAUUAUACCAAAGGAACUGACAAGAGAACAAUGAACAGUGCAGGCCUGUGCCACAGCUUUCAGAUUGUUCACAACUGAAGUAAAGCAACCAAAGAGCUCAGCUUAUGUCAUAUUUCUGUAAAGAUCAUUGCAUGCAGAAAUGAGGAAGAUGAAUUCUGAAGUCAGAAAAUACAUAAAACCAUCAUGGUUUGGCCAUGCUUAAAAUUUUUAAACAACCAGAAAAUCCAGUUUGACAGAGAGAGCUUUUUAUUUCUUUCUUGCUUUUUUUUAUGCUAUCUAUUGUAUGCCCCAUCCACUAGUGUAAAUUAAAUAAUAUUUAUAUAAAUAGGUUGCUAAUGUUUAAGUUUCAUAAAUUAUGUUUUAGCAGACAGUAAUGUUCAUAUUAAGGGUUUUCAAAUAUUUAGGAACUUUCUGCUUUGUCUUUUAUUUUAUUUUCUUGCCCAUCUCUGACUUCAACCUAAAAUAACCAUUUUACCAUAUUUGUGGUGUCCGAAAUGGACGUGGUUUUGUUCCUCAGCUUAGUGUUCCAUCAUGUAAACAUUUUCAGUUAUAAAUAUCAGUUAAAAUGGUAACAGUGUCACUUUUAACUUUAAUACAUUGGCCGUAUGUGAACUGAUAAGUUUAUUCUCCUACUCUUCUAGCAAGGCGUUAAUCAGAAUAGCACUUUUAAGUCACCCUUAAUCUUUACAAAGCUUCUAACACUACAUUAGGAAAUGGCUGAGUUCACGUGUGCAGUAUUCAGCAGGAUACUGUUUUAUAACCCCAAAAGGAUUUUUAUUUCUUACAGUCAAUCAUAAAUUGUUUAAAAAAAAUAAUAAAUCAUGUGACAGGCAUCAAAAUUUAAUUCAAAAUAUCAGACACUAUAGAUUAUCAUUUUUAACCGCAUGAACUCAUGCUAGUAGAUGCUUUGUUCAAAAAAUAAAUUGCAAUAUUCACCAUAUUUGAUUCUGUCAUGAAUUCUUUGUUAUUUGUAUGACACAGUGGGUGGUAUACAUUUGCUCCACAAUAGAGUACCACCUCUAAAAGUUUUUAGUUUGUUAGAUCUUUUAUUACAUUUAGAAGUUAAGUCCCCAGUGCCUGCUAAGGACUAUUUACAUUAUUCAGAAUUUAUCUCAUUUUCAUGGAUAUAGAAUAGGAUUAAUAAACGUUAAAAACACUAGACCCUGCAGCCUUUCUUGCCCCUAAUUUGGAGAGCACAUUCGCACUUCAUGAGAUGAGAACACAUUCAUUUCUGCCCGCUCAUCAAUGAGUGAGAGAGAGAGAAUAGUAGAUGCAGCAAAAUAAUUUAUUUUUUGGUAUCGAGAAAGAGUAAUAGAAUUGAUCAUUACAGAUUCAAAUUUUUGUAAUCAGAUUUGAGAUGUCAGAGUAAUGUUAAUGAAAAUUUUUCUUCUUGCAUGGAAAAUAAACACACACUUUUCUAUUUCAUGAUA
Messenger RNA from Polypterus senegalus (gray bichir), 3662 nucleotides. RefSeq names its product pleckstrin homology domain containing, family F (with FYVE domain) member 2 (gene plekhf2). The coding region runs from base 291 to 1040 and encodes 249 amino acids. Lineage: Eukaryota; Metazoa; Chordata; Cladistia; Polypteriformes; Polypteridae. The record is from RefSeq and is a predicted model, not a curated record. Gene Ontology annotation, molecular function: phosphatidylinositol binding; metal ion binding. The transcript is spliced from 3 exons.